AUGGUAUUGAAAUGGACUAACCGUGGGGCUAAUCCCGUCCCUGCUUCCAAGCCAGCUCCUAUGCCAGUUGCUGCUCCAGGAAUCGACACUACGCCCGAAGUUGUCUACGAUGGCGCUCCCUUGAAACCUGCUUCUGAGGUUUUCAAGUCAUACGGAAAGCACAUCUUCACAGGCAAGCUUGCCGAGUACUUCCUUAAGAAGAAUGGAGGUAGCCUUGCCAUGUUCGAAGACUCCACUUGGGUCAAGGACAGAACCAAGGCCGAUAUCAUCGCCGCCGCCAUCUUGGAUUGGGCCGUCGCUCAUGGUGCCAUCACCUAUUGCCAUUGGUUCCAACCUAUGGGAUCUGCUGGUGUCCGUCACGGACAAACCGGUCAAGUGUACGACCAAAUGCUCAAGUUUGACUCCAAGACUUACGAAUUGAAGUACGACUUUGAUGGAGGUGACCUUGUCAAGGGAGAAACCGAUGGUUCUUCUUACCCCAACGGUGGACUUCGUGCCACCCACACUGCUGGAGGAUACCUCGCCAUUGACUGCUCUUCUCCCAUCUUCCUUCGUGGAGAUACCAUCUUCAUCCCUUCCAUCUUUGUCUCCUACUACGGUAUGGCCCUUGAUGAGAAGACACCUGUUCUUCGUGCCAACGAUGCCCUUUCCAACCAAGGAAAGCGUCUUCUUUCCAAGCUUGGUCUUGAAACAACUGGUCUUAAGGCCAACAUUGGUUUGGAACAAGAGAUCUUCCUUAUCCCCCGUGACCAAUACUACCGUCGUCCCGAUCUUCAAUUCACUGGACGUACCAUCAUGGGAAAAUACGCGCCUCGUGACCAAGAAAUGUGCGAUCACUACAUGGCCCCUCUAUCUAACGCCAGUCCUGCCCUCAACUGUAUGAAGGAAAUCCAAAAGGAAUGCUGGAAGAUGGGAAUUCCUCUGAAGACUCGUCACCGUGAGGUAGCUCCUAACCAGUAUGAGUUCGCUCCCCUUUUCGGAACCAACACUGGACAAAUCGACCAGAACUUGAUUGUCAUGCAGGUCAUUGAAGAAAUUGCCGCCAAGCACGGACUUGCUGCCCUCCUUCAAGAAAAGCCUUUCGACGGAAUCAACGGAUCCGGAAAGCACAACAACUGGUCCAUCUCCACCCUCGAAGAAGUUCAACUUUUCGUUCCCAAGGCCAUCAACGCUGCCUGCGGUAGCCACAGUGCCUUCCCCGUUAUCAUGGCUGCGGUCGUUGCUGCCGUCGAUACCCAUGGUGAUUUGAUGAGAAUGGCCAUUGCAUCCCCAGGAAAUGACUUCCGUCUUGGAGCCUGUGAGGCGCCACCUGCCAUCAUCACCACCUACCUUGGUGACGAUAUGACCAACUACUUGGAAGCCUUCAUGAACGGUGAAGACAAGGAAUACACUCCCAACACCCGAACCAUCGACGUUGGUAUCAGCGGAGUCGAAGCCUUCACUGUCCCUGCUGAGGAUCGUAACCGUACUUCUCCAUUCCCAUAUGGAGGAGCCCGUUUCGAAUUCCGUGCCGUCGGAUCUUCCCAGAAUGUCUCCAUGGUCAACACCGUGUUGAACGCCAUGUGCGCUGAGAAGUUUGGAGAAUUCGCCGACAAGAUUGAAGCUGGAGAAGAACCAGUUGCCGUUGCCCGUGCCGCCUUGAAGGAGCACUGGAAGGUCAUCUUUAACGGAAACGGAUACGACCUCGGAAACCAACAAAUGUUGACCGACAAGGGUUGCUGGCGUAUCGAUUCUGGAGUUGAAGCCAUGUCCGUCAUCACUGCUGACAAGAACGUUGCUCUUUUCGAGAAGUUGGGUGUCAUGACCGCUGUCGAAUGUAAGGCCCGUCAAGAUGUCAUGCACGAGCACUACACCGGAACUGUCGUCAUGGAAGCUGCCACCAUGAUCGAUAUGAUCAACCAACAUGUCAUUCCUUCUCUUCACGCCGCCGGUGGUGAGGACGAAGCUCUUCCAAAGGCCGUCGAGACCCUCAAGCACGCCCUCGAAGAAAUCGAAGAAUGUGAAGAACAAGAAGCACAAGCAAAGCUCGCCCGUGUCCUUCGUCUUGAGACCAUGGUGGAGCUCCGUAAGCUUUGCGACGCCGCCGAGGCCGUCGUUCCUUCCCACUUGUGGACUCUUGCUACCUACAAAGAAUUGUUGUUCUUGGAUUCCCACACCCACGGACCUGGUGCCUAA
This is a messenger RNA of Cylindrotheca closterium, 2175 nucleotides long. The record is from the annotation of a GenBank genome assembly. NCBI's taxonomy places the organism in Eukaryota, Bacillariophyta, Bacillariophyceae, Bacillariales, Bacillariaceae.